AUCAUUAGCAUAACUUGAUCCUUCAUAUACGCAGGGAGUCACAAGGCGCACUCUACCUCUCAGCUUCGCUAGCUGUCGCAAACACAUCCUUCUGGUGCAAGAGAGCAAGAGCUCGCUGCUGCUGCGACGCCAUGGCGGAGGUGGCAGGGAUGAUUGCGAGUGCGGUGGGGAAUCAAGUCGCUAGCAAGCUGGGCGAGCUCGUGAAAGACGAGAUCGCUCUGCUGUGGGGAUUUGAGGACGAUGUUGAGGGCCUGAGGGAGAAGAUGGAAGAUCUCCAGGCCUUGCUGCUUGACGCUGAUGAGAGGAUGCGCCGAGGAGAAAUACAAGGAAAAGCUGUCAGUCUAUGGCUGGCCAAGUUCAAGGACGUGGCCUAUGACGUCGAGGACGUGCUGGAUGACUUGGACGCUACCGCGCUCGUCGAGAAAACCCAGUCAAAGGUCAAGUUAUUCUGUUGUGGGAGCGAUCAGCUGCUCCAACAGUCGACCAUAGCCCACAGUAUGAAGACCGUGAGGGAGAAAAUACUCAAAAUAGAAAUGGACGGCCAGAAACUUAAUCUUGUGCCUCAUGCGGCAAUGGCAGAAGGGAGCCGGGACAAGGAAACAUGUGCAGCCAGCAUUAGUGGCAUGACAACUGGAAUGGUGGGGAGGGACAUGGAGAAGGACAAGAUAAUCAGCCUGCUAUUGACAAGUGAAGCUAAUGAAGAUAUCUCCAUCGUUCCAAUUAUUGGGCUUGGUGGUCUAGGGAAGUCAACAUUGGCUGAAUCAAUUUGGGCAGAUGAGAGGGUCAAUGUCUUUGAUGUCCGAAUCUGGGUUCAUGUGUCUGAGCAGUUUGAUUUGCACAAAAUUGGGAGUGCCAUCAUGAAACAUAUAAAUGGUAGUUUCAACCUUGGUUACUGUACUUUGCAAUUUUUACAUGACAAUCUGAAGAAAGAACUAUCUGCUACAAGAUACUUGAUUGUUCUAGAUGAUCUCUGGGAAGAAGAUGGAAAUAGACUGGAAGAAUUGAAGCGGAUGUUGCAAUAUGGCUGCAAGGGUAGCAGGAUUGUAGUAACUACGCGAAACCAAAGCGUAGUGGAAGCACUAAGCUCUGGUUUUCUGGCAAAAGAGCAUAAAAUGUGCGUUGUGCCUGAGUCCGACCAAAUCAGUUUGUGUCUUUUAUCACCUGGUGACUGCUGGGAAGUAAUGAAGCAAAGGGCACUUGGACCUGGUGAUGACCAAAGUGGUUUGCAAGAAAUUGGAAGGGAAAUUGCAGCAAAGUGUGGAGGGUUACCAAUUGUGGCAAAUGCUCUUGGUCAAAUAAUGUUUGAGCGAAGGACUGUCGAGGCAUGGGAAAAUAUAAGAGACACCAAAGUUGACUUGGGUUUGAGAGAAGAACAUCAAAGCAAGGCAUUAGAACGUCUAAUGCUUAGCUACUGCUACAUGAAGCUUGAGUUUAAAAUGUGUUUCACAUAUUUGGCGGUCUUCCCCAAGGGUUCCGUGAUGGACCAGCACCAUCUAAUCCAGCAAUGGACCGCUCUCGGAUACAUUAAGGCACAUGAUGAUGGUGAAAGGUGUAUCAACUAUCUUCUCGGGAUGUCAUUUAUUCAUAUUUCACGGUCAUCCUCGUAUUUACUUUUCCAGGUUGAUCCAGGUCCAAUGCAUGCAAAAACUUCUCAGAAGUUCACCAUGCAUGAUUUGGUGCAUGAUCUUGCAUCAGUAAUUACUUCCAAAGAGUUCCUCAUUUUGGACGCUGAUGCUACCGAACCAAGGGGCUGGAAUAGAGCUCGUUAUUGCCGGCAUGCACGAUUGAUCAACUACCAAAAUCAAACCACAGUUUUCAAAGACCUGCCAAUCACAGCUAGAACCAUCCAUUUUAGGUAUUCAGGAAAAUUGCAACUUCCCAAAAUGGCAUUUUCUCGAUCCAAGUACAUACGUGUGCUGGAUUUAAGUGGGCAUUCAGUUGGAAGGCAAUCUACUUCAAGCAACUUAGACCUUCAUGGAAGUUCAGUUGAGGGGCAAUCCACUUCCAGCAACGUGGUACUGCCAUCGUCCAUUCAUAAAUCGAAGCUGCUUAGGUACCUUGAUGCCACAUCCUUGCCAAUUACAUCGCUUCCAAAGUCUUUCCACACACUAAAACACAUGCAAACUUUAAUUCUAUCCAAAUGUGCACUUGAAACAUUGCCUGACACUAUCUGUAGCCUCAACAAGCUUUGCUAUCUGGAUCUAUCUGGUAAUGUCAGCCUUACUAAGCUCCCGGCGUCACUUGGGAAGCUCUCCAAACUCUCUUUCAUCAACUUAUUGGGGUGUUCCGUGCUCCAAGAGUUACCCGAGUCCAUCUACGAGCUAACUUGUUUACGUCACCUAGACAUGUCUGAGUGUUGUACCAUUAAAAAGUUACCUGAUAAAUUUGGCACCCUUUUGAAACUCAUAUUCCUAAACUUGUCUGGUUGUUCCAAGAUAACCAAUCUACCUGACAAUCUUAGACUCCAGUCUUUGGAGCAUAUGAACCUAUCAAAUUGCCAUGAGCUAGAAAACCUGCCAAAAGAUUUUGGCAACCUUCAAAGGCUUAGGUUCUUGAGCCUUUCUGAUUGCUACAAGGUUUCAUUGCUGCCAGAAUCAUUUUGCCAACUUAUUCAUCUAAAGUUCUUAGAUCUUUCUGACUGCCAUGAGCUCAUGGAACUCCCUGAAUGUUUUGGUCACCUUUUUGAGCUUGACUCUUUGAACCUAACAAGUUGUUGCAAGCUGCAAGUACUGCCCGAGUCAUUCUGCAAAUUGUCUAAGCUGAGGUGUCUCAAUUUGUCUUAUUGUAUGAGGCUUGAUAAGCUCCCACCUUCGUUCGGUGACCUUAAGCUUCAAUCAUUGGACAUAUCUUCUACAGAAUCUCUCAAUGCCUUGCCAGAUAGCAUUGCUGAAAUGACAAGUCUCACUCGAUUUGAGGCCAUGGCAGGAGCUCCUGAUGUGAUGGCACGCGUUGAGGAAAUUAAAAAGCAUCUUAUUAUUUCAGAAGAAAUAAAGCAUGUUGUACAACAGAGAGAAAAUAAAGGAUGCAGCAGUAUAGUGGAACUUGCAGAUUUAACUUGUUAUGAGUUGGAUGUUCAAGAGCUUCAGAAUGUCAAGCAUCCAGAAGACGCGGAGAGAGCAAAGUUGCGUGAUAAAUCAGAUCUGAGGCAACUAACUCUUCACUGGGGAACCAACGGAGGCGAGGGUAAAUCUGUGUUGGAGAAGCUCACACCUCCCCGGACUCUUGAUUAUUUUUAUCUAUUCGGGUAUAUGAGCAAGGAUUUCCCUAAAUGGAUGUGUGACAUAUCUUCCUACCUCCCUUCUCUGACCUACCUCAGCCUUUGUGGUUUAGGAACAUGUGAUACUCUUCCUCCAUUUGGGCAGCUACCAAAUUUAAGAAGCAUAUGUAUGGCGAAAAUGCCCAACAUCAGGAAAAUAGGCAAGGAAUUCUUUGGGCAGGGCAGACCCUGUUUAAAAUUAAGAUCGAUAAUGUUGGAGUUGAUGGAGAAUUUAACUGAAUUGUGGACAACAAGGUCGGGUGAAGAAAAUGAAGAGUUCUUAAUUCCUAAUUUGCACUCUUUGUGUGUGUCGAACUGCCCAAAAUUGAAGUUUCUGCCAUAUCCGCCAAGAAGUAUGAUUUGGUACUUGGAAAACACUGAUGAGAUUAUUGCAGAAGGAGGAUUUGGGAAGCUUUCAUCUUCUGCACUUCCUUUUGAUAUGGUAAUAAAUAACUGCAGUUUUUCUCCAGACAAUUGGGAUAGGCUUCAUCACUUCCCCACCCUUGAAGUAUUUCAAGUUGAAUCCUGCAAGGGCUUGAGGGCAUUGCCAGAGGUCAUUAGAUGCUUCACCUCUCUAAAAAGCCUAUUUUUGAAGUCACUGAAGGAAUUGGAGUCACUACCGAAAUGGUUGGGGUGCUUCAUUUCCCUGCAACGUCUUUUCAUCAAGGAUUGUCCCAAGAUAAUAUCUCUUCCUGAAAGCAUGAAGAACCUUACUGCUCUGAAAGUGCUACAGCUGCAGGGAUGCAAAGGUUGGGAUAUAUUGCCAGAAUGGAUAGGGCUGCUCACUUCACUACAAAAAUUUCAAAUCAUCAAUUGUCCCAACCUGACAACUUUGCCUGAAAGCAUGAAGGGCCUUACUUCUUUAACAUAUCUGUAUAUAAAGAAGUGCCAAGAAUUAGCUGUGUUGCCACAAAGCCUAGGGCAGCUCAUUACCCUGCAAGACAUUUCCAUCAUCAAUUGUCCCAACCUGACAACUCUGCCUGAAAGCAUGAAGGGCCUUACUUCUUUAACAGAGCUUUGGAUAGAGGAGUGCCAAGGCCUAGCUAUGUUGCCAGAAUGCCUAGGACAGAUGAUUUCCCUGCAAAAAAUUUGCAUCAUCGAUUGCCCCAACCUGACUUUUUUGCCUGAAAGCAUGAAGGGCCUUACUUCUUUAACAGAGCUUUGGAUAGAGGAGUGCCAAGGCCUAGCUAUGUUGCCAGAAUGCCUAGGACAGAUGAUUUCCCUGCAAAAAUUUUGCAUCAUCGAUUGCCCCAACCUGACUUUUUUGCCUGAAAGCAUGAAGAAGCUUACUGCUCUCAGAGUCCUAUCUUUGAAGGAGUGCCAACGCCUACAUAUGCUGCCAGAAUGGCUACAAGAACUCACUUCCCUGGAAGAAUUUAACAUCAUGGAUUGUCCCAACCUGAUAUCUUUGCCUCAAAGCAUACAAAACCUUCCAGUCUUGAAGGAACUCUACAUUUGGGGCUGUCCGAUUCUGGUCGAGAGGUGCCAAGGGGAGGAUGCAGGCCUUAUUUCUCACAUCCCGGAAGUGACGUUACAUGUACCAGAAGAAUGAGAGGUGCUGUGCCGAGGAGACGUUGAAAUGCCAUUUGGCACAAUGACUUGAGAUGAGAAUACGAGGUUCUCAAGAGGUCGGAGCCCUUCAACCAAGCAAGUUGAGGUGUUGCCGGUCUCUACUCCAGUGCAGAGCCAAUUGGAGAUCCUCCUAAUUGAGGAGACAAAGCUUAGGUAACAUGGAUUAGUCCUCUCACAAGAUGCUUCCACAGCUUAACCUGGGCAGCAGAACGAGCUGGAUGCAAGAGCAUCUUCAGUUGGACUGUCUAGUGCCAGGUCAAAGUGGGAGGUUGCAGCAACAUUCUCUGCCUGCCCUUCUCCAGAUGGCGAUAUAGAAUCCAGGAGAUGCAACAAAAAUGAUCUGGAUCUGGACUGACUCUGCGGGAUCGCCGGUGUUUUUUUUUUCUUGUAUCCGGAGUGUCAUCUUGGCUGCGGGUUUGAUAGGCACCGGAGAAGGCAUGAAGAGGCCCACAUCUGAAAAUCCGUUCUGCAGGUAAUUAUUCAGUCCGCUCUGCAGGCUGAUAAAAGAGAUAGUCUCAGCAUCGACGCCGUCAAUGUUGUCCAGAACAUGCACUCUGAAAUCUGAAAUGUGUACUGUGCGAGGAAACGAUCAGACAGACAAGCUCAGCUGUUGUCUCUCCUCGGUUGCAGAACCAAUAUGAAAUCCUAACUGGGGAGACUGAAUUGUACAAGCUUAGGUUUGUGCAAGUCAUGGUGGUGAAUCAAGCUUUGUUAACCCAACAAAUUGUUUGCAUUGUUCUGUCGAGUUUCGAUUAGUUCUGGAAGGACAGCCCGAGGCCGAGCAACAGACCGAGCUGGCUGCGCGAGCUUCGACACGGGACGGGAAACACUCUCAUCCAGAGCUGAUAAUUGAUACGGGGAUUACAACUUCAGUUACUGUUGGUCGCAGACCAAUGUGUGAGGUUGCAGCAACGUUCACUGCCCUUAUCCAGAUGGUGCACAGCACAAGCGUCGAUCUUCCCAGUUCGCACAACAAAGAUGGAGAUGGGCCGAUAUGGAAUCCAGGAGAUGAGACAAACUGAUCUGGAUCUAGACUGACUCUGCCGGAUCACCGAUGUUUUCUCUUGUAUUCCUAGUGUCAGCUUGGCUGCGUGUGGUGUUGAUGGGCCGAUAUGGAUAGUAUUGCAGUGUUCUGUUCUGAAUGUGUAUGUCUUGGGACUAGCUACAGUGCGAGAUGAUGUGAAUGCACAAGGAAUCAUCAUAGAUGUUCUUUAUGAAAUUCUAAUUUAUAUUCUCUUCUCUGAGAGAAAAUAAUUUAUGAUCU
This is a messenger RNA of Triticum aestivum (bread wheat), 6092 nucleotides long. Its product is annotated as putative disease resistance protein RGA3. The transcript is spliced from 9 exons. Gene Ontology annotation, molecular function: ADP binding; protein binding. NCBI's taxonomy places the organism in Eukaryota, Viridiplantae, Streptophyta, Magnoliopsida, Poales, Poaceae. The record is from RefSeq and is a predicted model, not a curated record. The coding region runs from base 132 to 4808 and encodes 1558 amino acids.